UGAUAAAUUGUGUGAGUUUCUGUGAAGUGUAAAGUAAAGUAUGCGGUGGGUGGGUGGCUUGUGGUCCCCUUUAUGACUUUAUACUGUUUUUUUUGUGGUAUGGUUGUAAUUUGUGGCGUUUUUUUGGGUAUUCUUAUUUGAUAGGGUAAGUGGUUUUACUAUAUUGGUUGUGAUGUCUGAUGAUUGUUUUGAAGUUGUACUCCACCAUGGUGGCCAUUUUAUACAAACUGGUAGGUUAACUUAUAGUGAUGGGUUAACAGCUACAUGGGUAUGUGACCCGGAUUGGUGGAGUUUUUUUGAGAUUAAAGGGAAACUGAAAGAGAUGAGUUAUCAUGCUGUGAAGGAAUUGUGGUAUAAAGUUGGAAAAGGGUCAGUGUUACAAAAUAAGUUGAAGUUGUUGUGUGAUGAUAAGGGAGCAUUGCACAUGGCAGAUAUUGCUCGAAGAAAUGGGAAUGUGCACUUGUUUGUAGUACACACAGUUUCUGAGGCUGAAGUAGUUGAUAACUUUUUGGAAUACUACCCCUUAGGUGAUGACAAUGUAGAAACUGGUCAUGGAAAUGUUGAGGUACAGGGGCAGAUGGAUUGUGAUAGUGCUUGUGUAGGUGGCAAUAAUGGGGAGGCUGAAUUGCAGGAUGGUGGUAAUAAUGACAAAGAAGUUCAGUCUGAACAACCCGAUGGAGGUGAUAAGGUUGUGGAUCCUGAAUUACAGGAUGAUGCUAAUAAUGAGACAUGCAAAGAUGGGAUGGAGGAUGAUGGUAAUAACCCGGAUGAAGUUGGCUAUGAUAAGGUGGAUGGAGGUGAUAAAGAUAGAAUGGAUGAUGAUGUGCAGGGUGAUAUGGAGGGACGUCAUGAUGAGGGAGUUGAUGAUGUUGAAGUCCACAGUUGGACUGAAUCAGAACCUGAUAUUGCUGAUGCUACAGGGGAUCAGGAAUUAGAAGGUUUAGUUGAUGUCAAUGUUGCUUAUGAUGGAGAUGCUACACAUGACCAUAACUUGUGUGAGGGCAGUGUUGAAGUAGAUCUGUAUUUCAGUGAGGGAAGUCAGGAAAGUGAAAUGGGAUUAUCUGAUAACGAAUGGGUGUCAGACCACUUGGACAGUGGUGAAGAAAGUGAGGACACAGUGGGGAAAGAAGAAAACACUAAGUCAAGCUUCAUGAACUUUCGGAUGCCAAUAAACAUGGAAGAUUAUCAGUGGGAAAUUGGUACAUAUUUCAUAGAUAAGGCCCAAUUUGUAGAUGCAAUUAGGACGUAUGGUGUGCAUUCUGGUUUGAAAUUGAAAAUUCAAAGAAAUGAUAACCGCAGACUUAGAGUUAUUUGUUUAGGAGCUAAGGGAAAAUGUAAAUGGUUUGCAUAUUGUGGAUAUGUUCCUGCUAAAAACAUUUGGCAACUAAGGAAAGUAGUUGACAAACACACAUGUAGUAGAUAGUUCAAUGUGAAUUUAAUAAAUGCAAAGUGGCUAAGUGGGCAGAUGAAAAACACAAUUAGAGAUAAUCCAAGGACUAGGGCUGUGGAUAUUCGUAAGAAGAUAUCAAGAAAGUGGAACGUGAAUGUGAGUAAGUCAGUGUCACGUAGGGCAAGGGCAUUGGCCAAUGAGGAAGUUGAAGGUUCUUUUAAAGAACAAUUUAAAAGAAUAUAUGAUUAUGCCCAUGAAAUUCUGAGAUCUAAUCCGGGAUCAACUGCAAAGGUUAAAGUGGAUACAAUUGAAGGGAAAACAUACUUUAUGAGAUUUUAUAUGUGUCUUAAAGCCUGCAAGGAUAGUUUUUUUUGUUGUCGACCUAUUAUUGGUUUGGAUGGGUGUUUUCUCAAAGGGAGAUAUGGAGGUGAAUUGUUGACAGCUAUUGGGAGGGAUGCAAAUGAUCAAAUGCUGCCAAUUGCAUGGGCUGUGGUGGAAGUAGAAAAUAAAGAUACAUGAAGUUGGUUCUUGGAAUUGUUAGUUGAUGAUCUUGGUGGUCCCAAUAUAUGUUCUUCCAUCACUUUCAUGUCAGACCAGCAAAAGGUAUCAACCAUAUCGAUUAAACACUUAUUUGUUUUUCAUUUAUCAACCAUAUGGAUUAAACACUUAUGAAGUGAAUUGUUGAACAGGGUUUGUUGCCUGCUAUACAAGACAUUUUGCCAGGAGCUGAUCAGAGAUUUUGCAUGCGUCACUUAUAUGCAAACUUUAGGAAAAAAUUCCCAGGAAAAAAUCUGAAAAAUCUGAUGUGGCAGGCUGCAGUCAGUACUUAUCCACAACAAUGGGAAACAACUAUGCGGAUGAUUAAAGAAGUUAACUUGGACGCAUUCAAGCAUCUAAUAGCCAUACCCCCUAGGUAACUGAACUUAUACAAUAUUGCUGUCACUUUAACAUUGUCGAUACAUUCUUAUACAUUGUUCUCAUUUUUGUGCAUAAAUAGGUAUUGGUCUAGGUCCAGGUUCAACCCAAGACCUAUGUCUGAUACAUUAGUGAAUAAUAUGAGUGAGGCUUUCAACAGUGUAAUUGUAGAGGCGAGGAGCAAGCCUAUCAUAAGUAUGAUGGAACAAAUUAGAGGUUACUUGAUGGAUAGAUGGGCCACAAACAGAUCAAAGGUGACUGCUGCAGAAGGGCCAAUCUGCCCGAAAAUUAAAUCAAGAAUGAAACAGGAAUCUAAAGAAACCAAAAACUGGUUACCAAGGUGGUCUGCAGAAAAUUUUUUUGAGGUUAGGCACACAUUCAAUGGGGAAAAAUAUGUUGUCAACCUAGAUACCAGGGACUGCAGCUGUAGGAAAUGGAGUAUCACAGGGCUCCCUUGCUGUCACUCAUUGGCUGCAAUGAAAUUCCUGAAUUUGGAUGAAGAAGACUUCAUACCUUUAUGCUUCAAGAUGUCAACAUAUAAGGAGACUUACCAGCCAAUAAUAUACCCAACCAAUGGACAACACCAGUGGGAUGUCACAGAAUAUCCAGAUGUUUUACCUCCACCAAAAAGAAUCCUACCAGGCAGGCCAAAGAAGAAAAGACGUCUAGAAGCUUGGGAGUUAAAGAAGAAAGAUAAAAAGGUUAUAUCUGUGAAUAGAUCAGGU
Messenger RNA from Vigna unguiculata (cowpea), 3030 nucleotides. RefSeq lists its product as uncharacterized. NCBI's taxonomy places the organism in Eukaryota, Viridiplantae, Streptophyta, Magnoliopsida, Fabales, Fabaceae. The record is from RefSeq and is a predicted model, not a curated record. Gene Ontology annotation, molecular function: zinc ion binding.